GUGAGGAGAAGUGUUGAGGGCUUUAGGGAAGUAGCAGCAGACAGGAGGAGGGACUCUGACAGAUGGUCCAAAAACUAAACUGUUGUUGGGAUCGAUACUGCCAAAUCUAUUCUACAAAGGGGCGGAAUCUUUUCACUCUGAACUCUAUUUCUUCCUUCUCUCUCUGUCUGUCUCGCAUCAUGCCACGUUUGAGAUCACGCCUGUGAUGGGCUGAGCGAUCAUCACCAUCCUCCUCCUGUUUACGCACAGCUGCAGCUCAGAGCGGGCGCACCAGACAGAAGAAGAAGAAAAAAAGUUACCGGAGUUUGUUUGAGAGUUUGUCUUUCUGUUGCCAACAUUUCUGCGGCUCCGAUCACCGAAACCGCCCCCAGCAAUGCUGGACUGAAAGCCCGUCCCGAGGAAUGGCAUCGGCGGUGUUUGAAGGGACGUCGCUGGUCAACAUGUUUGUCCGGGACUGCUGGGUCAACGGGAUCCGGAGGCUCAUCAUCAGCCAGCGCGGAGAGGAAGAGGAGUUCUUCGAGAUAAGGACAGAGUGGUCUGACAGGAACAUUUUAUACUUGCACCGGAGUUACUCCGAUCUGGGCCGCUUGUUUAAAAGACUGGUGGAGUCCUUCCCUGAGGACAGAGGAGACCUGUCCAAGUGUCCCCUGAUAGAAGGGCUUGUAAAAAUCAAAGAGGCCAAUGACAUCGAGGAGAAGUUGAACGAGGUGGAAAGGCUACUGAAGAAUGCGAUCAACAUGCCAUGCAAGUAUUCCAGGUCAGAGGUGAUGUUGACUUUCUUCGAGCGAUCGCCGCUGGACCAGGUGCUGAGGAAUGACAAAGUCCACAGAAUCCAGCCGUGCUUUCAGAGUCCAAUCAAGAUAUCAGAAAUCAUGCGGUCCAAUGGAUUCUGUCUGGCCAACACAGAAACCAUCGUGUUUGAUCACAGUCUCCCGGAGGAGAAAGAGAGACCCUCAUCCACGGACUCUGUGGACAAUACAUAUGAGGAUGGAACAGAGUUUUUGCCGAUGGAAGCGGACGUGUGCGACGAGGAAACAGAGGCGUACGUCACCAACCUUUCCUACUACCAUCUGGUCCCAUUUGAGACUGACAUCCUCGAAUGAAGCCCUGUUGGAUAUCACCAUCAUCGUCGUCACCAGUGAGGACUCUUAAAUGGAACCAAGCUAUGCAACUCUGCACAUAGCUGCUCCGAGUGAAUGCUGCUGCUGCUUAUCCUACAAACCUCCACUUUGUUCUCGCCACUUUGAGCAGGCGUCACCGGCGUGCCUCAUUCAGAGCCUUAUCCUCAAGAAAAAUAAACACAUGAUGGGAUUGUUUUCGUGCUGACUGGCUUUCGGGUGUCGUAACACACCUGCGGCGGCCACGACGGAGUCCGCCAGACCAGAUGCAAACAGCUGGAGGGGUUUCACAACAUUUCAGAAGACUUUUAAUAGCAUCUGACGCAUCAAUGGCUGAGGUUUGGAGUGUGACAGAAGGAAGAGACGUGCCUCAACGUAUAUUAGGAGAUACAUUUACAGUAUUGGACCACUCACUGUUUCCUCAGAACUUUAUUUGUUCUAUCCUAAAGGUGCAAUAUCUAAGAAUUUGCCUCCUGUUCUUCAAACAAAUUAAGGUGGUGACAGAGUAAGCUAACCACUCACUGCUGCUAACUGUAGCUGCCGUGAGCUCAUUAGCUCAGUUAGCCGUGCAGCUAGAGGUCCAGACUGGGAGUGUUUAUAUUGCUAGCACAGGCCGGGAGUUAGCCAUUAGCAUGCUAGCUUCAGUUGGUUUGAUAACUCUGCAAAACAAUACAUAGAAGUCAGAACUGUUAUUUCUUCCCAUUCUGUUGAGAAUUGUAGUUUGAAAUCUUACAUAUCGCACCUUUAUUGUUUUUAUGGGCCCAGUUCGUUCGCUGGGAGAUACGCGACGCAGCUACAAAAGCCUGUUGCCGCCUCUUUUAACCCUGAAGUGUUAUCCAUAGUUUUCAAUGGUUUUUACUCCUGUGGGAACACAGGAAGCCGCCACAAAGCUUUGUGUGUGAUAUUUUGUUUACGCUGCAGUUUCCACCAGCAUUUAGGAACUUAUUUUGUUUGUAAAAUACCAGCUUGAAACUCAGUUCACUUCCUCGUUUGUUGCUGUGAUACACAGUCGGAUCUUUAGCGUGAGAGUACCCCGAGGUCCGAGUGAAACGAGACUGCCAGGGUUUCAUAACAUAGUUUGGCCUCAUCUUUAUAUUUCAAAAUAAAACCUUAAUGAAUGAGUAAUGAGGCUUUUUGUUUUUGUGCUUUUCUGUUUCACUUGGCUCUUGGAUUACUGUCAAAUUAAAGAACAUACAUUAAAAAUGUGUCAUCAUUUUGUCGGAACACUUUCCAGAGAGUGAACUUAAAGCUGCCUUCAUGGAUGUCUGUAAAACUCUGUAUUUUUGUCUGAAUAAUAAUAAUGUAAUACGUGUUUGUAAUGUUGCUUUUUUCUGUCUAUAAACAUAAGCGCUGCGUGGAUCAUCUCGCUGCUUCUCUGGCGAUGAAAUGGGGCAAAGAGAGCUUUGUUUUGUGGGUCAAUCGAGGUCACGCCUGUAAGAUGACGUGCGUGGGUUCAGUCAGACGGCCGAGUGUGGGAGUCCGCUGCUCAGCCUGCGAUGAGAGGGAACAAGUAACGUCUUUAUUUGAAGGAGACAAACGACCGUGCUGUACUAAAAGUUUCUAUAGGUUAAAGUUGUGUGAACUAGGCAAACAGUUGAUUAAAAUUCAUGCCUUUUGUAUGUUUUAUGGGUCCUCCCAACACGAGGAGGCUGCUUUCACUUCUCGUUUUAUAUGAAACGGUUGACAAACAUUGCCUGUGUUCUUGCAAAAAAAUUGUUACUACUUCUGAAGGAUUAACUGCAAGGAAGACCGGUGAUGUUGAUUGUUUUGAUACUUUUAUUAAUGCAGAGGUCAUUGUUGCCUCACUGUGCAGGCUGCCAGCUUCUCUGCCCCUCCAAGAUACAAAAGGCAUUCAAGCCUCACAAACUUGGCACACGAGGCUCCGACAGGACGGUCCUCCGCAUGAGUCUGUUUAGUAACACAGUCAUGAUCACCAUUCAUCUCGUGAGAAAGUGCAGCUCUUUCUCAGGCUGCGAAACUAUUUCUUUUUCCCUUUCCUCAGAGAAUGACGUCUUGAACUGAUGGAUAGUCUUUGGACAAACAGCCCACGUGUAGAUAAAUAUGAUUCAAUAAAAGGAAACUGGAGUUUCUGAUAAAAAAAAUGUUCACACCAUGGUCAGAUUAUUUCUCACUUUUAUUAAAUCCCGAAUUAGUCUAAAGAUCAUUUUAAAAUUCAGAGCUUUAUCUAGCAUAAGACCCAUUGCAGGUGGUGUAAUGCAUAACUAGUGGACUAAAUGGUACUCAGCUGAUUUUAGUGAAGUGAAGUUAUGAAACAUAUCAAUACGCCCAUCGUGCCAGCAGAGGACAACAUGAAAACAUGAAAAUAAUGUAACACAAAAGCUUUAAUUUAUUUUGUAAACUUCCUCCAGUCUCUGUCAAACUAACCACUCUAUGUCGUGUUACUUCAUUUUCACAGAGGCCCUGAGGGACGAGCAAGAGUUUGUUUUUCUUCUGUUAAUCCAUUUUUGUCUGAUUCUCAUUAUCAGCUACCAAUUUUUUUUCUCCGAUUUUUUUGAUGUGUGCAAAAAAAAAAAAAAAAAAAAAAAAA
Messenger RNA from Acanthopagrus latus (yellowfin seabream), 3666 nucleotides. RefSeq names its product PX domain containing 1b (gene pxdc1b). The coding region runs from base 402 to 1103 and encodes 233 amino acids. Lineage: Eukaryota; Metazoa; Chordata; Actinopteri; Spariformes; Sparidae. Gene Ontology annotation, molecular function: phosphatidylinositol binding. The transcript is spliced from 5 exons. The record is from RefSeq and is a predicted model, not a curated record.